Messenger RNA from Cucurbita maxima (winter squash), 2465 nucleotides. Its product is annotated as VIN3-like protein 2. Gene Ontology annotation, biological process: epigenetic regulation of gene expression; vernalization response. Bases 238 to 2064 code for a protein of 608 amino acids. NCBI's taxonomy places the organism in Eukaryota, Viridiplantae, Streptophyta, Magnoliopsida, Cucurbitales, Cucurbitaceae. The transcript has 4 exons. The record is from RefSeq and is a predicted model, not a curated record.
UUAUUUAUUUUUUUUAUUAUUUUCCACUCCGAUUCUCUCUCCUUUUUUCUUUUUCUCUCUCUCUCUCUCUCUCUGAAAUUCUCCGUCUCCGUUCACUGUGCUUGAAGAACUUUAUCUUAUAUUUAUUCUUUGUUUUUGGCCAUUGAAGACCCGCUUUACAGUUCAAGCUAUACGCUAAUUUUCGUCUUUCUUUUUUCUGAUUUUUGUGUGUUCUUCUUCGUAUUAUCAUUGCGUACAAUGAGCGAACCAGAGGAGAGAUUUUCCGGCUUAGAUCCAGCGUUCGCCGGUUAUGGAAAAUGCAGCAGCAAGAUGAGUAUGGAAAAGAAGAAGGAAAUAAUCCAUGAGAUUGUUCUAAAGUCCAAAGCCGCCACUGAAAUUCUUAGGUCUUUUACCCGUAGGGAGCUACUUGAGAUCAUCUGUGCUGAAAUGGGGAAAGAAAGGAAGUACACAGGAAAUUCCAAAUCUCAAAUGAUAGAGCACCUUUUGAAGUUGUACUCUCAGAAAUCCGAUGUUUCUUUACUAGACAAAACCCAAACUGGCCAUAAGAGGCCCCGAAACACGGACCGAUCAUCGGUUGUGCUUUCGGAUUCGAAUAACAACACUUCCUUGGAGACUGAUGAGGAAUUUUCUGAAGUCAAAUUUUGUCAGAAUGUGGCUUGUAAAGCACCUCUAAAUCCAGUUUUUGCUUUUUGUAAGAGAUGUUCAUGUUGCAUCUGUCAUUGUUACGAUGAUAACAAGGAUCCAAGUCUUUGGCUGACCUGUGGCUCUGACCCUUCUAAUGAGAACGAUUCUUGUGGAAUGUCGUGUCAUUUGGAGUGUGCCCUGAAGCAUGAAAGGUCUGGAAUUGUGAAGAAUAGUCUCUGUGAAAAGCUAGAUGGAAGUUUUUACUGCAUCUCGUGUGGAAAGAUCAAUGGAUUGAUGGGAAGUUGGAGAAGACAACUGCUAAAUGCCAAGGAGGCCAGAAGAGUGGAUGUACUAUGUCUUAGACUAUCCUUGUGUCACAAGAUUCUUGUAGGGACAAAUCUACACAAAGAAUUGCACAAAACAGUAGAAUUGGCCGUGACUAUGCUGACAAAUGAAGUGGGGCCCCUCCAUGAGGUUUGCUUAAGGAUGGCAAGGGGUAUUGUCAAUCGGCUGUCCUGUGGUGCGGAGGUCCAGAAACUAUGUGCUUCUGCUGUGGAGGCCUUUGAUUCUAUGUGUUGCGGCCCUUACAGAGAUUGUAUGCAAAAGAGAGAAACAUUGAACUGUGAGAUUCUAUUUGAAGAUUCUUCCCCUACCUCUGUGGUUGUUGUGCUCCAAUAUGAUGAUCAUCUGUUAAAAGACUUCUUAGGCUGCAGGCUUUGGCACCGUAAAGCGAACGCCGAGGAUUAUCCCGACCAGCCAUCUUUCAUUGCAUUGAAGCCAGAAAAAAAGUUCAAGAUCAAUGAUCUUCUUCCUUCAACUGAGUACUACUGCAAGGUUUCUUUAUUUAGUAGCACACAAGUGUUUGGUGUUUGGGAAGCCAAAUGGGUCACCCCCAAAUUAUCAUCACCAUGUCCAGCUUUGGGGAAGCAUAGAAAUGGAGAAAUUAGGAACUCUGAAAUACUUCAUUCUCGGGCGGAUUCAAAAAACAACCCGACGAAUCUUCAUCCAUUGGAUGGAGGAUUCUACAAGAGCAAAUUUGAAGGGCUUUACAAAAAUCCCUCUCCAAAGAACUCAAUCACUUCAAUGAAACCAAUAUCAGUUUGUCCUUCCACCCCUUGUAAAAUAAGCGAGACACGUACCCUUCUCGGUUCGAAUUGUAAAAGAAGAGCUGAAGAGUCCGACUACGAUUAUUCUGUUAGAAUGGUGAAGUGGCUAGAGCACGAAGCGCACAUCGACGAGGAUUUUCGAGUGAAGUUCCUGACUUGGUUCAGCUUGAAAGCAUCGGUGAAAGACCGAAGAGUUGUUUGUGCUUUUGUCGAUGCUUUGAUCGACGACCCACCGAGCUUGGCGGGUCAGCUAAGCCACACCUUCAUGGAUGAGAUCUUCUGUAACCAGAAACCUACUUCUAAGCAUGAAUACUGCAAUUGGAUAUGGCGUUAAAAGCUGUAGGUAAUGUAGGCUGUCUCUUAUAGAUUUGAACAUACCAUAUCUGGCGCUAGUGUGAAACAAACAAGCGAAGUAUGUAGGCCUUUUUGUGACUGCUGGCUGGCUGAUUUGAUCAUGCUGUACUUGGUUUUGGGCUUUUGGAAUGUCACUUUCAGAUGCUGUUCAUACGGUUCAACUUAUUCAUGAAACAGUUGUUUCCGAUGCGUCAAACAGGAAACUGUAUGGAGCUUUGUUUUUUCUUUCCUCCUCAGAGCUCACGUGGUUAGACUGUUUAACUGAUGACGUGGAUUGCCAAGUGGCAUCUUUCGCUCACCUGGUUAGACUGUUUAACUGAUGACUUGGAUUGCCAAGUGGCAUCUUUCUGCACUAAUCAAUUGCUGGAAUAUUUCCUUUUA